GAUUGAGGCUGUUUGUUGUCGAUUGUAGUUUGAGGUAUCCAAACUCUACGUACCGUGUCUGGAAUAUAACUCCAAUCAGAGGUAACAAGACAAUGUGGAGGUACCGAUGUUUGCUGGGAGAGGCUCCGUUGACACAAACUGACUCUCUGUGAUAAUGUAGUUGGCGGCGUUGUGGUGGGAAGACGCUAAAACUCGCGGAUAUCGCGUUGUCGAGAACUUACGCGAAGCUCCUGAGAGCUAACACAGGCUACCAUGGGUAACAUUCACUGCUGUGUCCUUCCUUCACCUCGAGGCGGACCUGCGGUGAAAAACGAACCCUAUGAUAGAACAGGGCAUGCCAACGAGACGUUUGAACUACCGCACAUUAGCGAUAGAGAAGAUCUAUCAAACCACAAGGGAACCUUAUUUUUACAUCGAUCCCUCUCUAAUCCAGGUAACAAUGGACUGUUUCCUGGAAGACGUACAUUUUCAACAGGAAGUGAUUCAAGGAAGAGAAAUGGCAUGGGGGGAACUCUUACAAGAAAGUGUAGUUCUUGUUCAACAAUCUUUCUUGAUGACAGUACAGUGAGUCAGCCCAACCUAAAAUCCACUAUUAAAUGUGUGGCAUUGGCAAUAUAUUACCAUAUUAAGAACAGAGACCGAGAUGUGCGUUCUCUUGACAUAUUUGAUGAAAAAGCCCACCCUCUCACACAUGAUCCUGUACCUGAUUACUAUAACAGAGUUGACCCAGAACACAGACAUAUAUACAAGUUUAUCAAGACUCUCUUUCAUGCAGCUCAGCUGACAGCAGAAUGUGCAAUAAUUACAUUAGUGUAUCUUGAAAGACUGCUGACUUAUGCCGAGAUAGAUGUGCAUCCUGGAAACUGGAAAAGAAUUUUAUUAGGUGCCAUUUUAUUGUCAUCCAAAGUUUGGGACGAUCAGGCUGUGUGGAAUGUAGACUACUGCCAAAUUUUAAAGGACAUAACAGUUGAAGACAUGAAUGAAUUGGAGAGAGCAUUUUUAGAACUAUUGCAGUUUAAUAUAAAUGUGCCAUCAAGUGUCUACGCUAAAUAUUAUUUUGACUUGCGAUCACUUGCGGAUGCCAACGAUUUGGUGUUUCCUCUAGAACCACUUAGUAAAGAAAGGGCAAGGAAAUUAGAGGCUCUUUCCAGUGUGUGUGAUGACCACACGCGCGAUGUGACUCCGCCCAGUUUAUACCGCUCCAAGAGCGCAGAUGCUCUGAUCCCACGACGGAAAAGCUUGGCUAUUCUCUCAUGACGAAUUAUUCGACAUCAUGAAAUGCAAAAUGGCGGUUGAUAGGUCACAAGAGACCUGUAAGACGAGAGAAAAUCUUUUCAAACGCAAUCCACAAUGUGCACGUGUAGUGUUGUCUUAUGUCUGUUAGGUUGCGCUGGUUUACACCACUGGGAGGGCCAAGUGUUUUAUGGAGACCUGGGAACAAUUGAUGUCCACGCCUUGCGUGACCGCCUCAUUUGGUUCGUGUGUCACACAAUCUUCUUUGUGCGGUAAGCAGACGCGCAUGCACGUUACUUUGAGGAUCUCUUCCACGGGUAACUUGUACAAAAAGACGUUUUCCUGGCACCAUCAUUUCCAGCAAUGACACAACUGUAGCAUAGUAGCGUUGCAUUCACAUCCAAGCACAGACACUAAAUCACUGGGAAAGACGCGGCUACAUUGGAGAAUGGCAAAGCCUCAAUUUGAAGACCUCGGAGAACAGACCUUCUCCAACCAAAAACCUUUUUGACUCUGGAGCGAUACUUCAUUUCGCUAAUAAUCAUUCAGUCAGUUUUGUCGACGUCGAGGUUGUUUUGUUGUAACUGUUUGCAAUUGUAGAUUUCUCAGGAAAGAUUCCUUGAUGGAGGAAAUGGUCGCCGAUUCUUUGUCACGCACGUAAGCUUGCCUUCCCUAGCCCGCUCCUACUGAGUCAGGUAAUUAAAGCCGGACUCCUUUCGGAUGAAAGGUUCGCAUAGUGACCCCAAAUGAAGGUUUCUUGUGAGAAAUUCAACUAACUAAUAAAACCAUUCGCAGACAAGAUUAUUUCAGUGAAUUCUGACCUUCUUGGUCAUUAAAAUUCUGGAGAGGUUCUUUCUCGGACACUGUGUCUUUGUUAGGGACCACACUUAAUACUACAAAUAAUUUGUAGCCAGCAUUCUACUUUCAGUUCAUUUCCAUUCCUUACCGAGUACGUUUUUUUUUAUGAUAUUUCGAAGAUUUCAAUCAGAACAUGAAUUUAUUUGUAAGGGGCGUUUCUCUGUAAAGUCAGGCUUGCCAAAUGGAGUCUUAACUAGUCUGAAAGCCUGAAAAUUGGGUUGAGGAACGUUUUUUUGUUUUUAUUGCGUUUGCAACAAUUUUACACUGCUUGGCAAUCUCUUAUCGCCAAAUAUGGAUGAGGUUGUUUCUAAGAUAAAUAAAUGCGUCUCAACCAGUGA
Stylophora pistillata is the source of this 2429-nucleotide messenger RNA. RefSeq names its product cyclin-Y-like protein 1. The record is from RefSeq and is a predicted model, not a curated record. Lineage: Eukaryota; Metazoa; Cnidaria; Anthozoa; Scleractinia; Pocilloporidae.